ACCAGAUCAACGUGUUCUCCGAAUUUUUAGAAGAUUUACCUGACACAGACGAACCUGUUUGGAUUUUAGGGGCACAUUAUAAUGUCAGAACAGAAAAAUCAGAGCUGCUUUCAGAUGUACGCUCGCGUUUAUGGUUCACAUACAGAAAAAAGUUCUCUCCCAUAGGGGGGACGGGACCCUCGACAGACGCUGGCUGGGGCUGCAUGCUACGCUGCGGACAGAUGAUCCUAGCUCAGGCCCUGAUCUGUAAACAUCUUGGGCGAGAGUGGCGAUGGUCGGCAGACGGAUGCCAGCCAGCAGAAUAUCACCGUAUCCUAAACUGUUUCUUAGACAAGAAGGACAGUUGUUAUUCCAUCCACCAGAUGGCACAGAUGGGGGUAGGAGAGGGGAAGUCAGUAGGUGAAUGGUACGGCCCAAACACUGUCACCCAAGUCCUAAAGAAACUGGCCCUGUUUGACGACUGGAAUUCAUUGGCUGUGUACGUGUCAAUGGACAACACCGUGGUGAUUGAGGACAUCAAAAAACAGUGUCGUCAGGAAGGACCCGGAAGCGGCAGGCUCCGGUCCGGUAACUGCGGGUGGGGGGAAGUCUAUCCCUCCGCCGACCAAUCAGAGCAAGGUCGUUCGGCGGGGCGGGGCACUGGGCCGGUUCCGUGUCCCCUCUCCCACGCCCUCUCCGACAUGCAGCCACGCCCCCACCAGGACUGGAGGCCCCUGCUACUGGUUAUCCCACUCCGCAUGGGCAUCAAUAACAUCAACCCAGUCUACAUCCAGGCCCUUAAAGAGUGCUUCAAGAUGCCGCAGUCAUGUGGUGUUCUUGGAGGAAAACCUAACCUUGCCUAUUACUUCAUUGGAUUCAUUGGCGAAGAGCUCAUUUACCUGGAUCCCCACACCACUCAGCCGGCCGUGGAGUCGGAGUCCGGCGUCGCCGUGGACGACCAGACCUACCACUGCCAGAGGAGUCCGCGGCGCAUGAAGAUCACCAGUCUGGACCCGUCCGUCGCACUGGGUUUUUUCUGCAAGACUGAGGAAGACUUUGACAGCUGGUGCAAUCUGGUUCACCAGGAGAUUUUGAAGAAGAGGAAUUUGAGAAUGUUCGAGCUGGUCGAGAAACACCCCCCUCACUGGCCCCCUUUUGUCCCCCCCACCAAACCAGAGGUGCAGACCACAGGAGCAGAGUUCAUCGAGUCCACAGACAAGCUGUUUGAGUCGGAAGAGGAAUUUGAGAUUCUGAACGUGUGAGAGCCCGCUUCAGAGCGGUUUGUAAAACGGCAAAACCGAGCUUUAGAGAAGUCAACGUCGGUCUCUACGCUGUCAAAGUGCC
Chanos chanos (milkfish) is the source of this 1323-nucleotide messenger RNA. It is a transcript of the gene atg4a, whose product is annotated as autophagy related 4A, cysteine peptidase. Gene Ontology annotation, cellular component: cytoplasm. Lineage: Eukaryota; Metazoa; Chordata; Actinopteri; Gonorynchiformes; Chanidae. The transcript has 12 exons. Bases 204 to 1241 code for a protein of 345 amino acids. Gene Ontology annotation, molecular function: cysteine-type endopeptidase activity; protein-phosphatidylethanolamide deconjugating activity. Gene Ontology annotation, biological process: piecemeal microautophagy of the nucleus; mitophagy; protein processing. The record is from RefSeq and is a predicted model, not a curated record.